Molecule: messenger RNA, 5256 nt
Organism: Trypanosoma rangeli
Lineage: Eukaryota; Euglenozoa; Kinetoplastea; Trypanosomatida; Trypanosomatidae
Exons: 1
Coding region: 1-5256 (1751 amino acids)
Biological process (GO): cellular response to amino acid stimulus; regulation of autophagy; cellular response to starvation
Cellular component (GO): cytoplasm; TORC1 complex
Molecular function (GO): protein-macromolecule adaptor activity; protein binding
Source: RefSeq, a predicted model, not a curated record
AUGGCUUCCGAGGAGAAAUCAUCGCGGCCACGGAUUGGGAUCUCAGCGCUGUCACUCGUUCUCAAGGAGGACGCAGCUGGAUCUGUAUCUCACGAAGCGGAUAUCGAGCAGACUAUUCCUCUGCGACCCUGCACAGAUGCUGAAGUGGAGGCGAGGGAGCGGCAGCGCUGGGGCAGAAUGGUGCAGGAAGGUUUUUUUCACCAGAGUCUUCAUUUUCAGCGAUGGGACGAGGAGGCACUUUCGCGGGGAUCGCUGUACCGCACCCGCACUGUGGCGGCUCACAUGACGGUGCGACCCACAACCACGGCGGCACUGGUGUUGAGCCUCAACAUCAGCCCGCUUCUUUGGUCCGGCGAGAAUGAGAAUGAGCGGCGAGAAGAGGCGUCACCCAAAGCUUCGCGUCUGUACGCGUGGCGAGCACCCGCUCUUCUGCCAGGUGACAAGUUAAACAUUUUGAGCCAACUUGGUCAACAGCUUGAAAAUCAGUAUAGAUCCCUCUCCAAGAGGACAUUGAUGGUAAGCCAUUGCCUUAAUGCAGGGCCAGGGGACUUUAUGCGGGCGUUGGCUCAAUGCCGUCAUCAGGCAGGCUCAAAAAGCAGGGUUCUUGUGCACUAUGGAGGUCAUGGGGUACCGCGGCCGAGCGGGGGAUCCUUGUACCUUCAGUCUCCAAGUGGGGAAGCGGUAAAGUACUCCCUGGACACAUUUUGUUCUCAGGUUGGAUUUCCGCUGAUCAUGGUGGCAGAGUGUGAGAACGCUGUAAGUGUGCUGCGCCGCCUUUUGGAAAAUCGACAAAAGGGAGAUGGCAAUCAUUCCUUUAGCUACCGACAGUAUGGACCGAGCAUUGGUGUAUCCGCGUUGGAGGAGCCUGAGCGUCCAUACUUGAUGGUGCCAAGCUUGGAUCGAUAUGAAGCGGCUUCUGUUUCUGGCAUGGAAGGCACCACCGCGGCGACGCCCUCUUCGAGUGCGGCAUUCUUAUCUACUCUGCGUUGCUUGGGCUCUGCUGCAGCGUCAUCCACGCCCCCGUUGCUGUUCGACGACUUUUUUUUUCUUGGAGUCUCCGAGGAUGGUGCCCUCCCGCAACACCCCAAACUGCCGUCUGAUAUUCUUACCUCCUGCCUAACGACACCGGUGCGUAUGGCGCUAUUGUGGUUUAUUGUGGAGAAUGCCCAGACGGCGGAUGUCCAUCCUCUCUUGAUGUAUCUGCUUCCAGGUGACUUGAACGACAAGAAAACUCCACUUGGUGUACUUCAUUGGGCCUUCAUGUCAAUCACAGAGUGCAUUGCAUGGUCUACCUUUCCUCAUACCUUAUUUAUGCAUCUUUUUCGUGGGGAUGUGGUGGUUGCACCUUUGUUUCGUGGGUUUCUGUUGGCGGACCGCAUUAUUACCGCGUUGGGGGCAAAGGUGACUGUCUACCCUCCCUUACCACGCACAAGCGACCACACGUUGUGGGAUACACUGGAUAAUGUUGUUGAUCGCACCUUCGUUUCACUUUGGCGAGCGGUUCGUCCAACGCCGCCGCCGGUGUUAAACGCCUUGGAGUUUCGUGAGUGGUUGGACUGGAACGCAACGCGUUGGCAGUACGAAAAAGGCUCUAUGACGUUGCCGUCCUUGGGUGAUUGUCGCGUCGUUGUACCAGACUUUCUUGGGGAGGAGUUUUCCUGCUUGGCCGCCGCGGUAGAACGCAUUACGGAGCAAGGUUUCUCUCGACUCGUAGGCGUCGAUCAGCAACAACCCGAGCCCCUUGGAGGCUCGGUCACUUCCAGGGGACGAUCUCGCACGGAAGAUGACGGUCCUCUGUUGUUUCUCCGGGUGAAUACUACCCCUGAGUAUGGGAGCAAUUCUAUUGUGACGAAACCCUUCCCUCACAUUGUGCGGUUGCCUAUGCUGCUGCAAGGGUUAUUGGUGAUGUCGCACCGUGAAGAAGCCACCGAACUGGUGUGCCGCUUCGUGGAUGCCGGUCCCUUAGCUGUCACGGCCUGCGCAGAGGUAGGGAUCUUUCACAUGGCACUCGUGCAUUACUGGACUCGUAAAGACUUGCGUCAUCUGCUACCAGCCAUGUUAUUUGUUUACGCCAAAGCGUGUCACACGGAUCCCUUGUUGGGGGACGCGAACACGACGCAGCGCAACGUAAUUAUUGACACCUGCAUAGAAAUUCUGGAGCACCCUCUGAAGGUUCCUGCCGGGUCCACAGGGGAGGCUGGUGCGUGGCAGUGCGACGUUCUUGGGCCUUGGGCAGAAGCACGCGGUCAGGAGUUGCUCGCGGCGGCGCUGCUCACCAUGCUUUGCCUUCACUCUAGAGGAGCCCGACGUCGCUGUCGAGAGCGUGACGCCCUCCGUGUGUGUUGUAAACUCCUACAGGAUGCGGCUGCAAAAGCCCCAUGCGUCCGGCCAAGCGAGCAUAAGUCUGAGGUGGCGAGGGCGGGGGGUGGAGACAGGGGGAGCGUCUGGGACGCUUGCGCUCCUGAUGAGCCGGACAGCAAUCCGCUGCUGAUGACGACACACCUGCUGGGUCUCAUCGCCUUUUUAGUGGCCAUCACCUGGGAGGGGGCUCUUUCUGUCGUGGGGGCCGAUGAAACGGAAGAGGCCCCUCAGCAGCAACUGCAGCAAGAGUCGCAUGAUGCAUUGGCUUUGCGGGAACAUCUCCCCACUGCCAUUAACGCCUUGCAGGCAUUGUUGCUAGCAAAUUCCUCGGCGGUACGUGGAACAGCUAUUAAGGCCAUCACAGUGGUGUUGCUGUCUCACCUCACGGAUGAUGAAACCGCGAUCAUGUGCGUGCGCAGCAUCACUGGCAUGGCCACGGUGGAAAAGACGCCCUUUGAGGCCAACACAGAUAACCGUCUUGAGCUUGUUGGUGCUUUGUCCGUAGCCAUUAAGUGGUUAAUCAGUCAUCUCUCCUUUUUGCUCCCACUGGGGGAGAUACGGCGAAAGGUGCGACAGGAGCUGACCAAAAUGUGGCGCACAGUCUUUGGCUCCCUGACCCAUGAAGUUGGCGAGGACGAUGCGGGUGGUUUUGGCCCCGAUGCUCGCCACGGCUCGCCCUCGUCCCCAGCCGAGUCCGGCUUGGCCGCCUCCACCCUCAACAGUGUGGAUGAGCUGCUGCGCAUGCUGGCAAAACUCACCUGCCGCCUCGCCGUUUCGACAAUAGACCCAUGCCCCCUGGUUGCAGCCCACGCCCAAAAGGUGCUUAGGGAUGAACUUUCCAUGUUCCACGUGCAGCAUGUGCCGUUUUUGCAAACCUUAGACAAUGCCCCAUGCGGGCGUGCUGACGCAGCCGGCGCCUCCCGCAAUUCCGUGAUUGCAAGCUUUUUCUCAGGUGUGUUGAACACGCUGACGUCGCGUGGAGGGGAUCCGACCCCUCGAGACGGCUGUCAAGGCGGUCAAGUGCUACCAGGUGUGGAGACCGAAAACAAGUUAGAGGAGACGCUGGAAGCGGGCGGUGCCUUGGGCAGAAGUACAGCCGUGUCGGACGUUAACAUCUCGCUGCAUACCGUUUCUGUGCACAACAACUUGGCGAUCUCCUCCUUCGUUUUUACGCUGCUUUCGUUUCUUGGGGAGCUGCUGCUGGUGCCCAUGGAUGACCAUGAUCCCAGACACCCCUUUAACCUUGAGAAGGACGCCUACCUGCUCAAGUAUCUGCGACGACUACGCGACGAAUUACGUGUGUCGGCGUCCCCCAGCUACGGUCCUCGUGGGUACGAGGGCCAUGUCGUCGCCUUCCCGUGGUUUCUACCUCUCCCGUCGCACUGGAGCCAUCCGUUGAGUCCUCCCGUGCCAUCUCAAGAGGAUGAUACACGAGGCCACUCUCUCUCACUUCUCCCCCUUGUGACCUUGUCAACGAAUGUUGGUGUUGACCCCGCGACGGUGUGGCCGACAGAUCGUCAACCUCCCUUCCAGCUUCUGGCGGAGAUGUCCACGCUAGUUGAGCGCAAUGGUCGUAUUCAGGUAUUGACAUUUCACCCCACGGAGCGGCACUUUAUAACGGGAACAAGCCAGGGAGUUAUUCAGGUCUGGUCUUUUGCGGGACUGGAGGGUGUAUCUUUGGCGUCGUCAACCACCUCCUCCUCUGGUCCCUCGCCAGCGUCGAGUGAGCCUUGCCGGCUGGUCGCGCAGAUUCAACUUUCAGGGGUGGUGGCACGGCCGGGAUGCGCCAUGCCCCCCUCGACAGUUUUGAGGUACAUGUACGGCACGCAGCCGGCAUCGCCGCACUGUGCUAGUCAGUCAGGGUUGUCUGGCGAAGAGUUGAUGACUGGCAGCGUUAGUAGAGCCCCCGAUACAACGGCGCCACGGCGAAGGGGACUACUGGGGCCAAACGAUUAUGGGGGACCUGGGGCCAAGGGGGCUGAUCCACUCACUGGGCUGCACCUGGUUGACUCCGCCUACCGCACAUUGCUCUGCGCCGUGGGCCGCUCAGGCUCUGUGCAACUUUUCUCAGCAUACACCGAUGCGGCAACCAUACGGCGCGUCACCACCUUUCUGACCAUGACUCACGAAGAGUCUCUUCGGAGUCAUCAGUGCCUUUCUUCGUACCACGCGCCAGCAAUGCUGCUGCACUUGAGCAGCGCCGAUGGAUCCAUUACCUCAUGGGACCUAAACUGUGAGCAGCGAGUUUUGGAAGGAGCUGGACGCGCUGAACUUUUGGAUUCACUGUCUGCUCUUGCUUCACACCCCUACGACGUCUUUACAUUGGCUGUGGGUGCAGGCUCUGUCUACCUUUAUGACCUGCGGCAUCCGACUCGUUCCACCCAUGUAUUGCCAGAUCCCACAUCGCUGGGGCAACCCCUCCAACAGCAGAAGCGGCGUUUGUGUGACCACAAACCCUUGUGCCUGCACAUUGGAUUUUCCUGUCGCUAUCCGCACGGUCUGGUGACAGGGCACGGUGGAGAACGGGGGGUUGUGAUGAUGUGGGAUGAUCGAAAGUUGCAACAGCCUCUCUUUCAGAGAGUGGUGUCUGACACCGGGGGUGCUGGCUCCUCGUUCCAUUCUGUAAACUACAUGGACGUGCAGCACUAUCACUACUCUCUCACGACCUUGUCGGUAACAGCCGAUGCUCUUUUUGUGGAGGAUGCCUUGGCCUCUCCAUCCUUGCCUCUCUCAGGAGCAGGAGGCAGGAACUCGAGUCAAACGCGCAUACGCCUCAAGCAGCAGCCUGCUGCGGCCUUGUUUCAUCCCGUUCUCCCACUGUGUGGUGUGGUGGGUGGGGGUUCCUUACAAUUGUACGGUAGCAAAAAGAUGUCGAUGCCCGAUCGACACGCCUAG